Molecule: messenger RNA, 1082 nt
Organism: Wyeomyia smithii (pitcher-plant mosquito)
Lineage: Eukaryota; Metazoa; Arthropoda; Insecta; Diptera; Culicidae
Product: retinal homeobox protein Rax-like
Exons: 3
Coding region: 121-1038 (305 amino acids)
Biological process (GO): regulation of transcription by RNA polymerase II
Molecular function (GO): DNA-binding transcription factor activity, RNA polymerase II-specific; RNA polymerase II transcription regulatory region sequence-specific DNA binding
Source: RefSeq, a predicted model, not a curated record
AAGCAUGUUUCUUCUUCAAUCGUCACAGUUUUAAUAUUAAAUUACCCAAUUAUAGUGCCUAAUUAAGUCAACAAUAAAUUACUUGAAUUAUUUUUGCUGUGCCAAAGGUGUGAAUUGACUAUGGAAGAUAAUAAAACGGUUGGCAUGUUCACAACUGCGUUUUCGGGGAAUGGUGACCAGCAAAAUUCUACAAUACCGGUCGCUAUUUUUCAUUCGAACGGAUUAAUUCCAGCUGAAAACAAAUCUAUCAUUACUGAGUACAAUAAUUUCAACACUUUGAAUAAAGGUGCUUAUUUUGUUAAAAGUGACCCAUCUCUACGAUUUUACAGUGAAACUAAUGUGAAGAGCGGGCAAGAAAAUACAACAGAAGAGCGCUCGCGCAUGUUCAAUAACGAUAGUGUAAAUCUAAAUCAGAAAAAUACUGAUAAUUUCAAAAAAUUUUCGGUAGAUAACUUACUGCAAAUUGCCAAACUGAAUAAUAGGAACGGCACUGAAAUAUGUUCACAUUCUACCGAGGAACAUCAGAAUGCAUCGACACUAUCAGCCACCAGUAAAAAGAUGAGGAGAAACCGCACAACCUUUACAUCCAAUCAACUAUCUGCACUGGAACAAAUUUUCGAACGGACACACUACCCCGAUGCAUUCCUCAGAGAAGAUAUUGCAAACAAAGUCGGGCUUAGUGAGGCACGAGUUCAGGUCUGGUUUCAAAAUCGUAGGGCAAAAUUUCGACGGAACGAACGUAGUGUUGUUGGUGUAAGCAGUCAAUCAUUAUCAAUUAUGUCACCUGUUAUCCACUAUUCAAAUCCAGCCAAACACCAUAAAAUAGCUGAUAAACAGACGAAUUCUCAAACAGAUAUGACAAACUCAUACUCUUUCAAUUUACAAAAUCUGAGCGCAAUGUUUUCAAGUUCAGCAAGAGUUGGUACAUUAUCGUACGGAGAAACGAUUUCUUCUCAAGAUAUGAGCUCGUGCAACUACCACCCACCAAAUUACUCUACACCAAUUGUACAGAACUAUCAGUUUUCUACUUAUAAAUAAUAGUUGUAAUAAGAAGAAUUUUUGUAUAAAAUAAAUAAUUUAUU